UUAAUUUGUUAUUGUCACCGUUCCCUCCCACACUUUGACAAACACUGUCUGGCUGGGCUUUCCAUUGCAACUAAAAAGCUGAGAAACUUUCUUCUUCGUUACGCCUUUCCUCUUCUUCUUCUUCUUCUUCUUCUUCAUCGUGACGCCACUGAGAAGGAGAAGCGCAGAGGUUCAAGAGGAGGAAGACGGGAAAAGAAAACAUUGUUCGAGCAAAGAGCUUCAAGUGGGAGGAUAUCGAAGCUAGCAUACUGGUUCGGGUUCCUAUUGAGCGUCUGUGUCCAGCAACGGAGCAAUCCUUAGCUCUUACAUGGGUCCGUUCUCAGAGAAUUCAGUGAGAGAUUGUUACGGCAAGCCGCUAGGAAUUCGGUUCAUCGAGCACAUAAAGAGAAGCCCCAUUUCCUUCAGAACACACCAAAGUAUUGUCUUGAUAGUCACAUUCCUUACCUACACAUGCUAUCACGCUAAUCGGAAGACCACAAGCGUUGUCAAGAGCACUCUCGACCCCUCCUCAUCCGAAGUAGGCUUGAGGUUCGAUCCAUGGAGGAGGGCCUAUUUUCUUAGCCCACAUGAAGGCAGAAAUGUUUCUGGACUACUUGUUAGUGAUAGCGGUUGGGCCCCAUUCAAUGGAUCAGAUGGAACGGAAUUGCUCGGCGACCUCGAUGUGGCUUUCCUCUCCGUGUAUGCUGUGGGAAUGUACUUCUCUGGCCAGUUGGGUGACAGAAUGGAUCUGAGGAUUUUCCUGACUGUAGGGAUGAUUGGAACUGGUCUGUUUACUUCACUCUUUGGUGUCGGUUACUGGGCAAACAUACAUAAGUUCUACUAUUUUCUCCUUGUGCAAAUGGCUGCUGGUUUGUUCCAAUCGACCGGGUGGCCCUCGGUUGUUGCCGUGGUUGGUAACUGGUUCGGCAAGAGUAAGAGAGGGCUUAUUAUGGGUAUAUGGAAUGCUCACACUUCUGUUGGCAACAUAAUAGGUUCUUUGAUUGCUUCUGCUAUGUUGAGCUAUGGAUGGGGUUGGUCCUUUGUUGUGCCCGGUCUCAUAAUUGCAUUCAUGGGCUUAGUGGUCUUCUUGUUUCUACCCGUUAAUCCUGAAUCUGUGGGAGCUGAUAGAGACGAUAACGUGAACUCCCCCAAGAAAAAUGGAGAGGAAGUGAGGGAACCUUUGUUAAGCUCAGAUUCGGAGAAUAAGGAGCGUGAGCAUGCUGUGGGGUUCAUUGAAGCGUGGAAGAUUCCGGGGGUUGCGCCUUUCGCUUUUUGCCUCUUCUUUGCCAAAUUGGUUGCCUACACAUUCCUAUACUGGCUGCCUUACUACAUCAGCCACACAGCUAUAGAUGGAAAAUACUUGUCCAGUGCAACAGCAGGAGACUUGUCUACACUAUUUGAUGUUGGAGGGGUUAUUGGGGGGAUCCUGGCCGGUCACAUAUCCGAUCGCCUAGACGCUAGGGCCAUAACAGCAGCAAGCUUCAUGUACUGCGCUAUUCCGGCACUCUAUCUUUACAGAAGCUAUGGAUCCGUUUCCUUGACUGUAAACAUCAUACUCAUGUUCAUCACCGGCAUCUUUGUAAAUGGGCCUUAUGCUCUAAUAACGACAGCCGUCUCAGCGGACUUGGGGACACACACUUCUCUGAAAGGGCAUCCGCGAGCACUCGCCACAGUGACGGCGAUCAUAGAUGGAACGGGCUCCAUCGGGGCUGCCAUUGGGCCAUUGCUGACGGGUUACAUCUCUACAGAGAGCUGGGGCGCCGUUUUCAUGAUGCUCAUGGCGGCUGCUUUAGUUGCAGGGCUGCUUCUCACUAAGCUCAUCGUUGCCGAGGUGGCUGCAAAGAUUGAGGAGUCAAGGGCGCGAAGGAGUUCCAGGUCAAGGCCUCCCGCAGUCGAAGUGUAAUCGCGAAAAGGAGUUGGAUAUGUUGUCUGUCGUCGCCCAAAUAUCCUCGGGGUUUGGCGCAUUGCAAGUAGUUAUCGAUACCCUCUGUGUAUGAAUAAUUUGAGGGGAGGACAUCCUUGGUUUCCUCAAACAUGAA
Rhodamnia argentea is the source of this 2018-nucleotide messenger RNA. Its product is annotated as putative glycerol-3-phosphate transporter 1. The coding region runs from base 308 to 1882 and encodes 524 amino acids. Gene Ontology annotation, cellular component: membrane. NCBI's taxonomy places the organism in Eukaryota, Viridiplantae, Streptophyta, Magnoliopsida, Myrtales, Myrtaceae. Gene Ontology annotation, biological process: phosphate ion homeostasis; transmembrane transport. The transcript is spliced from 3 exons. Gene Ontology annotation, molecular function: transmembrane transporter activity. The record is from RefSeq and is a predicted model, not a curated record.